AUGACGAACACGACGAAAACAGCUGCGCAGCAACCGGAAGAUCGAACCGAUCUAUCAUCGGCCGAGGACGAGCACGAACAGCUGACCGCAUCAUCCAAUCUGCACUACAUCCAACCAUCGUUCAUAUCGCUCAUUAGCGAGAAACAAUGGAAACCCGACGUCCAACGACCGAACGAUGCCGCCGUAUACGGGAUGAACAAUAUGACAACGAUCCUGACCAAGGAAGCCCACGCGAACGGUGCACGGAUGCAGCUGAUCAUGAGCAUCCUGGCCAAUCUGACCGUGCUAUCGUCCGGCAUGGGUUUGGGUUAUUCGGCCAUUACGCUGCACGCGCUUACCAGCGAGGACAACCCGUUGCGGAUGAACACUAGCCAAGCGUCGUGGUUUGCUUCCAUCAGCUCGUUCGCGUGUCCCCUCGGUGGUCUCGUUUCCGGUUAUCUACUGGACCGCAUCGGACGCAAGAAAACGCUCAUGCUUAUCAACGUACUGUCCAUCGUGUCGUGGUCUCUGAUCGCCGUUUGCAGUAUGACUAACUUUGAUCUGAUGUACACACAAAUCUUAAGCGCUCGUGUCAUCAUAGGCGUCGUCAUCGGCUUAGUAAGCGCACCGGCCUCCAUUUACUCGGCAGAAAUCGCCACACCGAAGAUGCGUGGCCGACUGACGGUACUUACCUCGCUGAGUAUUGCCGUCGGUAUUUUGCUUAUCUACUCGAUGGGUUACGCCAUACCGCACGAUUUCCGCCUGGUGGCAGCACUAGCCGCUGGCGUCUGCGUACUAUCGCUCGUGUUGCUCUUCUUUAUGCCCGAAUCCCCUGCCUGGUUAAUGUCGAAAGAUCGCGAAGAGGAAGCAGAGCGAUCGCUGAAGAAGAUCCGCGGUUAUGGAGCGUACGGUCAUCGAAUUCCGGAAGUCGAGAAGGAACUGAUGCGCAUGCGGGAUAACGUGACGGCACAGCGUCGUGCCGGACAGGAGAGUUUCCUGCGGCUUCUGAAGCAACCGCAAGUCUACAAACCGCUCGGUAUCAUUAUUGGGUUUUUCGGCUUCCAACAGUUCUCCGGCAUCUUUGUGAUUGUUGUGUACGCGGCAAAGGUAUCCUCGGAGGCGAGCGUAUCCAUGGAUCCGUUCCUGUGCACGGUGUUGAUUGGGAUAACGCGCGUUGUGGCCACCCUGCUGGUGGCUUACAUUCUGGACACGCUCGGCCGUAAGCCACCGUCCAUCUUUUCCGGCGUCGGUAUGCUGGUGUGCAUGUUCGGGCUGGCACUGUGCAGUUACUUCCCGCCAAUCGAACAACUCAAGUGGAUCCCAACCGUACUGAUCCUGACGUACAUCUUUACCAGCACGCUCGGAUUUCUGACCAUGCCAUUCUCUAUGCUGGCGGAGCUCUUCCCCCAAACGGUGCGCGGUCCUGCGUCGGGUGUAACCGUGUUCUUCACCUAUCUGAUGUCGUUCUUCACGAUCAAGCUGUAUCCCACGAUGGUGGAGUUCCUGGGCAGUGCGAAUGUCUUCAUCAUUUACGGUGCCGUGUCCCUGCUGGGGGUGCUGUACGUCAUCUACGUGGUGCCCGAAACGAAGGGCAAAUCUCUGCAGGAGAUUGAGGAUUACUUCCGCGGGAUGUCGCACGGUUCGACACCUUCGCAGGAGAUGGAGGAGGACGAAGUGAGCAAUCUGUCCACGGAGAGUGUCUGA
This is a messenger RNA of Anopheles marshallii, 1683 nucleotides long. RefSeq names its product facilitated trehalose transporter Tret1-2 homolog. The transcript is spliced from 3 exons. The record is from RefSeq and is a predicted model, not a curated record. Gene Ontology annotation, biological process: carbohydrate transport; transmembrane transport. Gene Ontology annotation, cellular component: membrane. Gene Ontology annotation, molecular function: sugar transmembrane transporter activity. Bases 1 to 1683 code for a protein of 560 amino acids. NCBI's taxonomy places the organism in Eukaryota, Metazoa, Arthropoda, Insecta, Diptera, Culicidae.